This is a messenger RNA of Tachysurus fulvidraco (yellow catfish), 1534 nucleotides long. It is a transcript of the gene zfand5b, whose product is annotated as zinc finger, AN1-type domain 5b. Gene Ontology annotation, molecular function: zinc ion binding; DNA binding. The transcript is spliced from 5 exons. Bases 175 to 813 code for a protein of 212 amino acids. Lineage: Eukaryota; Metazoa; Chordata; Actinopteri; Siluriformes; Bagridae. The record is from RefSeq and is a predicted model, not a curated record.
UAAAGAGAGCAACAAACAGCUCAGCUCAGUUCAGUUCGGUUCGUUCCGGUCCGGUCCGGUUCGGUUCGGUUCGGUUCGGUUCAGUCAGUGAGGCGACGUCGGGAUUCGGCCGCAGAUUUAUUUACUUCAGCAUCUGUCCUCAUUAGUGCUGUGUUGUUCAUUACAGAGUGAACGAUGGCCCAGGAGACCAACCAGAGCCCCGUGCCCAUGCUCUGCGCCACCGGCUGUGGAUUCUAUGGGAACCCCAGGACUAACGGCAUGUGUUCAGUGUGUUAUAAGGAACACAUCUCCAGACAGAACAGCGGAGGUGUGAGUCCGCUCAGUAACAUGGGUUCUAGCAGUGUAACCAGUAGUCCCACUGCCGAGGCCUCUGCGAUCCAGAUCAUCGAGGCCAGUUUAACCAAUUCGUCGAGUGAAGUGGAGUCACCUUGCGGAGCUGCUGCAGCACUUCCUGUUACGCAGCAGAUGACUGAGAUGAGCAUUUCCUGUGAAGAGGAAGGGGCAUCACCUAAAGUAGAAAUUCCUAAACCUGUUGUAACUCAGCCCUUGGCUUCUUCUUCCUGCUCAGUGAACACUGCAGUCAGCGCGGAGACCAACACACCCGAUGCCCCCAAACCCAAGAAAAACCGUUGCUUCAUCUGCCGCAAGAAGGUCGGCCUUACAGGGUUCGACUGUCGUUGUGGAAACCUCUUCUGUGGACUUCACCGUUACUCAGACAAGCACAACUGCCCCUACGACUACAAAGCCGAGGCCGCGGCCAAGAUUCGCAAAGAGAACCCCAUGGUGGUGGCCGACAAGAUCCAGAGAAUAUAGAUCACCCGUUUUCUUUUUGGCUUUGACCCUCAGUUCCGGGAGAGAUAUAACGUAACAUAAAAGGACUCGCACUUGACCUGCGAUCUAAAGGACUAUUUUUAUUUUUUAAUAAUAUUGAUCAUGUUUUUCAGCCAAUGCAUGAGUGGAGUGUGUGUGUGUGUGUUUUUUUUUUUUCUUCUUUUUUCUCGUUUUUGUGUGUGUAUGAUGGAGUUAAAAAAGCUGGGAAAAAGUGUGUGGACUUUAAUGUAUGUGUGGGGGGGCGGGGGGUGGUGUCGUGUUAAAGGUGGACUGUCAUUGUGAUUGUCGAAUCGUGAGUGUGUGUCUCAGUGAGGAGGACGGACACGUUGUAGCCUGCGGGACUUCACACGACUGUUACGGCUCUGACCGGAGCGCCGUCAGGGCAGCAGUGCAUGGCUGGCUCAUGUAGCACAAAAAGAAACAAUGGACGCUCACUUCUUUUCCUUUAGUUUGAAGAGUUCACUUCCCCUUCGGCUCAUGGCAUGAUUCCUAAAUGCUAGAGUUAGCCUUCACAGCUUAGGCUUGGUUUAUUUGCCUGUGCCUCGGACCGUCCGGCUUCAGACCUUUUUUUUUUUUACUCCUUUUUGUUUGAGUGAUUUUUCUUUCCUGCUCUCGAGUGACACUUCUUCUAUCCAGGUUGGUAAAAGUUUGUCUGUACUCCACUAAACUGAUUAAAUGUUAAGGCUUUGUAUUAUGAACUUCA